CAGUUUCGACGAUUCGUAUGUGAGAUCGUUCGUUUCUCGCGGAUUUCCUGCCUUAAUUCCUCUCUCUGCUCCGGAUAAACUAUUGAACCUUGUUUCGCGUUAAUUACCCUCAAGUGAUUAUUUAUCCAGACAUUUCUGGUACAGAUUUUGUAUAUGUUUAAUGAGACGAUACGGACGCGGUUUCUCUCAUUAAACUACCGGUUCUUCGAGUUCUUCAUAUUGACUUUAGGAGGAUCUACGUCAGUGAGCGCCAAGGGCGCCAUGAAAGAAAAAAGUAAAAACGCAGCACGUAGCAGAAGAGAAAAAGAGAACGCGGAAUUCAUUGAAUUGGGAAAAAUGCUCCCAUUACCUGCAGCCAUUACCACACAAUUGGAUAAAGCGUCCAUUAUCAGACUGACGACUUCUUAUCUGAAAAUGCGACAAGUCUUUCCCGACGGAUUGGGAGAUGCCUGGGGUGCCACUCCAGUAAUACCGAACCCAAGAGAAACCCUACUCAAAGAAUUGGGUUCGUAUCUCCUACAAACUCUGGAUGGAUUCAUUUUUGUCGUGGCACCGGAUGGUAAAAUUAUGUAUAUUUCCGAAACUGCUUCGGUACACCUGGGUCUGUCACAGGUAGAGUUAACUGGAAACAGCAUUUACGAGUACAUCCAUCCGGCGGACCACGAAGAAAUCGCCGCGGUGCUGACGCCCUCUUUGCCCUAUACGAAUGCCCCGUCUGGUCACGACUAUGAAAUGGAGAGGGCGUUUUUUUUGAGGAUGAAGUGUGUGCUCGCGAAAAGAAACGCCGGGUUAACCAACGGUGGAUAUAAGGUGAUCCACUGCUCGGGCUACUUAAAAAUCAAACAAUUUCCGGCGGGCAAUGGCGUUCCUUACGAAUCGGGAUGCUUUCAAAAUAUGGGUUUGGUCGCCGUGGGUCAUUCGUUGCCUCCGAGUGCCAUCACGGAAAUCAAGUUGCACACGAAUAUGUUCAUGUUUAGGGCCCAUCUGGACUUGAAACUGAUAUUCAUGGAUGCCAGGGUGACCCAAUUGACAGGCUACGAACCGCAAGAUUUAAUUGAACAUACGCUGUACCAAUACAUUCAUGGCAGUGACACUUUGGCCAUGAGAACCUCGCAUUAUCAAUUAUUAUGCAAGGGCCAAGUAACAACGAAAUACUACAGGUUUUUAUGUAAAGGUGGCGGUUGGGUGUGGAUGCAAAGCUAUGCGACAAUCGUACACAAUUCCAGGUCACAGAGACCCCAUUAUAUUGUGUCGGUUAACUUUGUACUCAGUGAUAACGAAUCAAAGGACCUGAUAAUCAACGAAACCCAAACGGCCACGAAAGAGGAGUUGCCAAGUUCGCCGACGGUGGAAAGUGGCCACAAUCAAUCACCGUUGGCAACAUCGACGCGCAAGUACCAUCCCCAUCCCUCGCCCCAAUCGGUCGGUCCCCGGUUGACCGGCGGUGGUGCCAGAUUGACGGUAGAACCGCCGGAUCAUCAGUUUAGCGACUCGAACGGAUCGCGACAUUUUGGUGCUCAGUUGGACUACGAACAAAACAACGUCCUAUUUCUACACGCGAAUAACGCUCACCAAGAGGACACCAGUCCGUACUACCAGAACGUGGACGUCUACUAUCCGUACACCGAUCCGGAAUCGUCGUACUCCGCGGUGACGUCACAGAGUAGACCGUUCAGCGCCUCCUCCAACAGCUGUAGCUCCACCGAGAGCACGUCAGCUACGGAAAACGCUCCUCACCACUACAACCACCACCACCACCCCCAGGGGGUGCUCGUGGGGAACGUCAAGGGCAACAUUAACUCGCCUCCCCAGUUUGGGAUGAACAACGGAUGUUUCAAUUCGCAUUCAAGUCCCUCUCACGUGCAAAAUGUCAACUGGACUAAUUCGGGGGUGCACCAUCCCGAGUUUAAGCACGAGUUUACGCAUCACGUGCCUCAUAAUGCGGGGUUCACAAGUGUCAUUGUUGAUAAUCAGCAGUACCAGUUGACUAAUGAAUACGUUCAUUGAGCAUUAUGGCGUGCACCUCCCUUUUGGACCAAUGUUUUAUUAUUAAGUAGCAUAUCCAAUAUUAUUUAUUUAUUUUAUGUUUCGUUCUUUAUACUGUGAUGUAAUAUAAUAGUAGGACGUUAAAAAAUAGUGUAAAUGUUACCAUAAUAUGUUCGACAAUAAUGCAAAGACUGAGAGUAUGAUUGAUCGUUGCUUAAUAUAUUUUGUAAAUAUUGUAAAAAUAUCAUACACCUGUGUAAAUAUAGUUUCGGUAUUUAGAAAUAGUAUUUUGUAAUACGUAUAUCAUAAAUAAUAUAUUUACCAGUGAUUUUAGGAUAGAGCAAUUGCAAGCUGUAUGGUUUCCAAUCAAACGUGUAUCGAUUCUAAACAGAUGUAAUAAAAAGUAUACUUAUUAA
Molecule: messenger RNA, 2402 nt
Organism: Anthonomus grandis grandis
Lineage: Eukaryota; Metazoa; Arthropoda; Insecta; Coleoptera; Curculionidae
Gene: sim
Product: single-minded homolog 1
Exons: 9
Coding region: 154-2007 (617 amino acids)
Biological process (GO): regulation of transcription by RNA polymerase II
Cellular component (GO): transcription regulator complex; nucleus; cytoplasm
Molecular function (GO): RNA polymerase II transcription regulatory region sequence-specific DNA binding; protein dimerization activity; DNA-binding transcription factor activity, RNA polymerase II-specific
Source: RefSeq, a predicted model, not a curated record